This is a messenger RNA of Globicephala melas (long-finned pilot whale), 2051 nucleotides long. RefSeq names its product notum, palmitoleoyl-protein carboxylesterase (gene NOTUM). Gene Ontology annotation, molecular function: palmitoleyl hydrolase activity. The record is from RefSeq and is a predicted model, not a curated record. Gene Ontology annotation, biological process: protein depalmitoleylation; negative regulation of canonical Wnt signaling pathway. Lineage: Eukaryota; Metazoa; Chordata; Mammalia; Artiodactyla; Delphinidae.
AUGGGCCGAGGGGUGCGCGUGCUGCUGCUGCUGGGCCUGCUGCACUGGGCCGGGGGCGGCGAGGGCAGGAAGACCUGGCGGCGCCGCGGCCAGCAGCCACCCCCGCCGCCGCCCCCGCCGCGGGCCGAGGCGGCGACGGCGGCUGGGCAGCCGGUGGAGAGCUUCCCGCUGGACUUCACGGCCGUGGAAGGCAACAUGGACAGCUUCAUGGCACAGGUCAAGAGCCUGGCACAGUCCCUGUACCCCUGCUCGGCACAGCAGCUCAACGAGGACCUGCGCCUGCACCUCCUGCUCAACACGUCGGUGACUUGCAACGACGGCAGCUCGGCCGGCUACUACCUGAAGGAAUCCAAGGGCAGCCGGCGAUGGCUACUGUUUCUGGAAGGAGGCUGGUACUGCUUCAACCGGGAGAACUGCGACUCCCGAUAUGACACCAUGCGGCGCCUCAUGAGCUCCAAGGACUGGCCGCUCACUCGAACAGGCACGGGGAUCCUGUCCUCCCAGCCAGAGGAGAACCCCCACUGGUGGAACGCCAACAUGGUCUUCAUCCCCUACUGCUCCAGCGAUGUCUGGAGUGGGGCUUCAUCCAAGUCUGAAAAGAACGAGUACGCCUUCAUGGGCGCCCUCAUCAUCCAGGAGGUUGUGCGAGAGCUCCUGGGCAAAGGGUUGAGCGGGGCCAAGGUGCUGCUGCUGGCAGGGAGCAGCGCGGGGGGCACAGGAGUGCUGCUGAACGUGGACCGCGUGGCCGAGCAGCUGGAGGAGCUGGGCUAUCCAGCCAUCCAGGUGCGGGGCCUGGCUGACUCUGGCUGGUUCCUGGACAACAAGCAGUACCGCCGCACAGACUGCAUUGACACCAUCACCUGCGCGCCCACGGAGGCCAUCCGCCGGGGCAUCAGGUGCUCUGGGAGGGAGGGUCCAUCCUGUGCAGAGGGCCUGGGGUGUGGUGGCACCUGUGGGUGGAGAAGCUCAUGGGAGGCCAGGGGCAGCCUAACCUGCAGCAUGUGGCCUAGGUACUGGAAUGGGGUGGUCCCGGAGCGCUGUAGGCGCCAGUUCAAGGAGGGCGAGGAGUGGAACUGCUUCUUUGGCUACAAAGUCUACCCAACCCUGCGCUGCCCGGUGUUCGUGGUACAGUGGCUGUUUGACGAGGCCCAGCUGACUGUGGACAAUGUGCACCUCACGGGGCAGCCGGUGCAGGAGGGCCAGUGGCUGUACAUCCAAAACCUGGGCCGUGAGCUGCGGAACACACUCAAGGACGUGCCGGCCAGCUUUGCCCCUGCCUGCCUCUCCCACGAGAUCAUCAUCCGAAGCCACUGGACAGACGUCCAGGUAAAGGGGACCUCGCUGCCCCGGGCACUGCACUGCUGGGACAGAAGCCUCCACGACAGCCACAAGGCCAGCAAAGCUCCCCUGAAGGGCUGCCCCAUCCACCUGGUGGACAGCUGCCCCUGGCCCCACUGCAACCCAUCUUGCCCCACCAUCCGGGACCAGUUCACGGGGCAGGAGAUGAACGUGGCCCAGUUCCUGAUGCACAUGGGCUUCGACGUGCAGACAGUGGCACAGCAGCAGGGCCUGGAGCCCAGUAAACUGCUGGGGAUGCUGAGCAGCGGGAGCUAGGGCCCCGCCCACCUGCCCUCCAGGCCCUCCUGUCCUCCUAGGGCCGCAGGGCCCCGGCCAUCCCCGUCCUGGGUCUGGAUGCCCUCCCCUGGCAGCCUUCACUGCCUCUUUCCCACUGCCUCUGGGAGGCCCAGCCUGAGAUGGACCCACCGUCAGCCCAGCUGUGGCCCUGGGCCCCCUCCCAUCCCUCCCUCCUGACUCCCGCCUCCAGCCCACAGUGGGGAGUCAGAAGCACUGGAUUCCUCAGCCCCCAGCCCAGAAGGCCCCGCCCCAGCCCAGCCCCCAGCCUCGCCUGCCCUUUUGUAUUAUUUUAUAAAGUGACUUUUUUUAUUACUUUAAUUUUUUAAGAAAGAAAAAUAAGCAAGAAAUAUAUAGUGAAUGAUAUUGUUUUGUAACAUAUUUUUUUUAAAUAAUGAAGAAAAAAGAUAACAAAAGAG